Messenger RNA from Gossypium raimondii (Peruvian cotton), 2405 nucleotides. Its product is annotated as probable Ufm1-specific protease. The record is from RefSeq and is a predicted model, not a curated record. Lineage: Eukaryota; Viridiplantae; Streptophyta; Magnoliopsida; Malvales; Malvaceae. The transcript has 13 exons. Bases 144 to 2084 code for a protein of 646 amino acids.
UAUUAUAGUACCCCGACGGGAUGAGUAAUAAGAGAUGAGACGAGUCUCUUUUGGUCAAGAGAGUCGAAGCGGAAUCCAUAGGGCCGCCCAAACAAGCUGACAUCAAUUUCUGGAGGGUUUGAAAAUUGGAUCCAUACUAGUCCAUGGAGAAGAACACUAGAAGCAUACGAAUCGACUGCCCUAAGCUGUUGAUCACCCGAAAUGAAUCGGAUCUCCAAUGGUUAAUCGGAUCCCCAUUUUUCCCUCCACUCACUAUCAUCUCCACCUUCAGAUGCAUCCAUUCCAAUUCCUCCGGCCCGGAUUUCCCCAAGGAAUCAGAGGAAAUCAGGACACUACUCUUGAAAGGAUUCGAUGUAAUUGGAGCGUUAAUUGUUGGAAAAUCCGAUCCCGAAAAGACAGCGGCGAGGGCUGUUGAAGCUGCUCGGAAAUUGAAGAAACUUUUAACUGGAACAACAAAACUGGAAAAUGAAGAGACGAUCGGAGCUGUUGCUGAUCCGGAUACCGGGGAUAUUCGUUUCUUUUUAUCGGAGACAGAGAGUUCGACGAACUUCGAGUUGGUUAAUCCUGUUUCGUACGGUGAUAAUCCUGAGAAAUUCGUCUGGGAGAGUGGUUGUUUACUACUCUGCCAGCUUCCAAUUAAAUUGCCUGUCUGUUAUCCUGCAAACAAGCCCUCUGAUGCGGAGAGUAUUUUCUCGCGUGCAAUUGAAGCAGUUAUUGCUAAGUUCAAAGACCCAAAUGUUGUGUACCUGGUUAAAGCAUCAAAUAGAGCUUCUUUAGAUGUAGUUCAACCUGUCAUUCUUCGUGGUUCAGAAUUGGGUUUUGAUGCGGCUGUAGCAAACAUUGAGCUUUUGGAUGAAGCUGCUCAAAAUUCUGAGAAAAAGCUUUUACGAUGUGCACACUUUUGUUUAAAAAGUAAAUCUACUUCACAGUUGUUGUCUGCUGAGAAUGCAGAUAUAAUCCAAAUAAGUGUUCUGCUUAAUAGAUCUGAAAAGUCUCCAAAAUGCAGUGCACCUGCUGUAGAAUACUUUCCAGCUAUGGAUGAAACUAGACUUUUGAUUGUGGAUUUCAAGCUAGAAGUACUCUGUUAUGCAGUCCAGGGCAUCCCGUUGAUGCAUGCUAUUUCAAAGUUAAUCAUCCCUGGGUUAAUUGACCAGUUAAUUUCUAUGAAGAAAAUGAACUUGCCUUAUUUGUUAACACAGCAUCCAGAGCUACAUCCAUAUCACUUUUGUCCACCUGGGAUAGCACAUCCAGUAACUGUUAUCUAUGAACUUAAUUAUGGGGAGACUGAAAUGAAGCAAGUUGAUGCUAGAAGAUCCCUACAUCUAAGGCUAGGGUUGCCAUUUGAUCGUCCUCUCUUAAGAAUUGCCAAUUCCCUGGAUUUGUCUAUAAAAUCCCGUUCAAGCAACCUCUCAACAAGAAAAGCAGGCUCUUCUUUGCUUAAAGAUGUGCAUAUCGGGAUUCCUGGCAGUGGGGUCUCUGGAGGCAGUGUUUCUCUAGUUCAAGGUUCUUACGAGUACUAUCAUUAUCUGCAAGAUGGCUUUGAUGAUUCGGGAUGGGGUUGUGCUUACCGCUCUCUUCAGACUAUCAUUUCAUGGUUCAGGCUCCAACAUUAUUCAUCCGUAGAUGUUCCUUCACACAGGGAAAUACAACAGUCACUUGUAGAUAUUGGUGACAAGGAUCCCGCUUUCAUUGGUUCACGGGAAUGGAUCGGUGCAAUUGAAUUGAGCUUUGUUUUGGAUAAACUUUUGGGUGUUAGUUGCAAAGUCAUAAACGUUAGGUCAGGAUCUGAGGUACCUGAAAAAUGUCGAGAACUGGCAUUGCAUUUUGAAACUCAGGGAACACCUAUUAUGAUUGGUGGUGGUGUUCUUGCAUACACCCUUCUAGGAGUGGAUUACAAUGAAGCAACCGGAGAAUGCGCAUUUCUAAUACUAGAUCCCCACUAUGCUGGAAGUGAUGAUGUGAAGAAAAUUGUAAAUGGGGGAUGGUGUGGAUGGAAAAAAUCAGUUAAUAGCAAGGGAAAGAGUUUCUUUUUGCAAGAUAAGUUCUACAAUCUUCUACUUCCGCAAAGGCCUAACAUGGUUUAGUUUUCUGAUUUAUUUAGGUAAACCAAAAGAAGUGAUUAUGAAUUAGCAGCUUCAGAGAUGGGAGAAUUAUGGCUUUAUUACUAAAUGCAAAAGGACCAUAAAUCCAUAAUUUUUCAACACGACUGAAGUUUAAGUUACAGUAACAAUUUUGCUUUGCUCAGACCAUGGACUAUGUCGGAUUCUUGUUCUUUGUCAUUUGUCUAUGCUUUGUAGUUUUCCUUUUUAUAGUUUCUGGUAGAUAGAUAGCUUGUCAUUAAAAAUUUGGAUAAACUACACUUUAAUUAUUUUUUUUGAGUCAAUUAAUUACGAAAAGUUACAAAA